Strongyloides ratti is the source of this 1383-nucleotide messenger RNA. RefSeq lists its product as hypothetical. The coding region runs from base 1 to 1383 and encodes 460 amino acids. The transcript is spliced from 4 exons. The record is from RefSeq and is a predicted model, not a curated record. Lineage: Eukaryota; Metazoa; Nematoda; Chromadorea; Rhabditida; Strongyloididae.
AUGGAGGAAUGUUUUAAUGAAGCUUUUGGUGGUUUUUGGGAAGUAGAUGAUUGUUAUGAAGAAAGACCUCAAGUUAAAAAACUUGAUAUAAAAACAUUUAAAAGUUGUUAUUUUUCAAAAAAUUGGUUUUUAAAUAACGAUAAAAUUUUUGAUUUAUUGGAGAAAGAUGAUUUAGAUGAACGUGAUGUUAAUUAUUAUAGAGCAAGUUUUUAUUGUUAUAAAAAUGAUAACAUAGAAUCAAUUAAUUUUUUAAAAAAAUUACUAGAUACAGAUGUUUCUCCAGCAAUGAAAUAUUCUCAUUGGACAUCUAUAUUUAAAUUGUCUUUAAAUGAAGAAAUUUUAGAUUUUAAUGAAUUGAAGGACAUACUUAUUAAUAAAAUUACUAAUUAUGUUAAAAGUCUUGGAGAACAGAUUGGUGUUUGGGAAAUGACAGCGUUAUUAUAUGGAAAAUAUGGAAAAUCAUGUGAAAAGGAACAUUUAAAAAGUCUAAUUUUAUUAACAUCUAUUAAUGAUUUUUCAUCAUAUUGGUUAUUGUUUGAUCAAUUAAAAGGAAUAAAGGGAAACAAUUUCUAUAUAGGGUGUAAAUGUAGAGCAUUACAAUUAUUAAUGAAUGAGGCUGAAGCAAGUAAAGGUUUUUUAAAAGAUAUUAAAAUAAAGAAAUAUUACAACAUAAAAAAUAAUUUAAUUGAUGAAUAUGGAGAAAAAAAAUUUGAAGAAGCUACAAAAGAGAUGUGCAAAGAUAUUUUAAAUACAUAUGUUGAAAAUAUUGAAGAUAUGCCUCCUCCACAUGCCUAUAUGGGAAUUAAAAGUGAUUUUGUUAAUAUGCUUGGGGAGUUUGUUCAAAUGAACAAAUGUCCAGAACUGAGAUCAAGAAGUGACAUUUCAGAAUGUGAAAAAGAAAAAACUGUAUCUGAAGAAUUUAGAUCACGAUCAAAUACUAAUGAAGAUAUAAAUUCAGCUAUAAAUCCAUUUAGACGUCAUUCUAUACAAAUACAUGUUGGAGCUAAAGGAUCACCUGAAUCAAUGGUACGCCAUCGAACAUACUCUGUAAAUGCAUCACCAGUUAAUGAAACACACAUUGAUAAAGAUAUAAAAGAAGCAGCAAAAGCAGCAAGAAAGAAUAAACGAUUUUCCACUGGAAAUAUAGAAACGACUAAAUCAGGAAGUUUCAAAGAUAUUAAUAAGAUAACACAAACAUAUAGAUUGUUUAAUAAACCUCGAUCUACAAGUCUAGCCUUAAGUGAAGAUGAAGAUGAAAUUUUUGAUAAAAGUUUAAAAGAAUCUACAAGUGUUAUUAAAGAGGAGGAUGAUGAUGAUCAAAUCUUUGGUGAUUCUAUUAAAGUAGACAGGACUACAAACAUUGUUACAAUAACAACUCAUUAG